Messenger RNA from Durio zibethinus, 3831 nucleotides. RefSeq names its product GLABROUS1 enhancer-binding protein-like. The record is from RefSeq and is a predicted model, not a curated record. Gene Ontology annotation, biological process: regulation of DNA-templated transcription. NCBI's taxonomy places the organism in Eukaryota, Viridiplantae, Streptophyta, Magnoliopsida, Malvales, Malvaceae. Gene Ontology annotation, cellular component: nucleus.
UCGGACCUAUACCUUUACUUUUUACACGUUCGACUUUCCAGUUUUCAUACCUCUUCCCUAUCAAACCAACCAAGACCCUACGGUCUACGCAUUUGUUUUAACCUUCUUUUUUCUCUGUUCAAAAUCGAUGGCACCGAAGCGCUCAAACCCUAUUGAAAACCCACCAGCUGCUUCUUCAUCUGAAGAAGAAGAAGAAGAGGAGGAGAGUUCUGAAGAAGAAGAAGAAGGAUCUUCCUCUGAAGAAGAAGAGGAAGAACCAAAAACCCAAAAUGCUCCACUAACCCAGAAAGCCCAACCUCCCAAAAAGCCUGAAGCUGCUGCCCCAUCCGUCGCUGUUGACGAAUCUGACGAAUCUGAUUCCGAGUCUGAGUCUGAAUCCGAUACGCCGUCUCCCAAUGUCAAGCCUAUUACUACAAAAUCCAUUGAGGAAACUUCACAUGUCAAAAAACCUAGAUCCAAACCUUUGGCUUCAUCCGUUAAGGUUUCUUCAGUCAAGAGGGCAAACGAGUCUGAGCAAGAGCCCAAGGAAGCCAAAAGGGCCAAGAAGAAAACAGGGGAAGAAGGGACUGCUGCUGUUGUUGUGGAGGAGGUGAAAAAGACUGGAGAAGACGCAAAGAAGCAGCUUUUCCAACGGCUCUUCAGUGAAGACGAUGAAAUUGCUGUGUUAAAAGGUAUGCUGGAUUAUUCUGAAAAAAAUGGAUCUGAUCCUAUUGCUGAUAUGAAUACAUUUUAUGAUUUUGUUAAGAAAUCAAUUCAUACUGAUGUUACCAAAGCACAAUUGAUGGAUAAGAUUAGGAGGUUAAGAAAAAAGUUCGAAAACAAUGCAAAAGGUAAAAAGGGUGAGGAUCGGACUUUCUCUAAGCCCCAUGAACAGAAAGCUUUUGAGUUGUCAAAAAAGAUAUGGGGUAAAGAUGGAAUUACUGUGAAAGUUGAGUCCUCUAGUGCUAAGUUGAAUGGGAAAGCAAAGGGAAAUGCCAAACCAUUGACUGAAUUGAAAGGAGAGUUGCUUUUUUCAGCUGUAAAGAAAGUUGAUCCAAUGGAGGUUGAUAAGAAGGGAUCUAAGAGUUUGGGUAGCUUGUUUGAUAAGAGAUUUGGUGUGGCUGGCUUGGAAGAAGAAGUUCUAAAACAUGGAUUGGAUAUGAUUGAUGGAGAAACGAGGGCAGCUUUGGAUGCAAAGUGGAGGAAACUGCAAAUUGCUGAGUUGGAGCUGUUUUUGCAACGAAAUGAGUUGGUCAAGGAGCAUGCCAAGUUGAUGCUGGAGUUUUACAAGUCUGAAGAUAAAUAGAGUGUUGGUAUAAGUGAUGAUAUUUUUAUGUGCAUUUUAAACAAAUGUAAUUUUGUGGUUAUUUGGUAUUUUGUUUAUGUUUUGCCAAUUGUGGGGUAUAAUAGUGCUUACUUUUGAUAACUGGGAUUAUAUUAAUGUCUUUUAGACAGUAACCUCUCUGUUUAUGUGCGUAAUAGCAGUUCUGAACUGUUGCUUUGCUGCUUUUGUGCAUAAUAACAUGCUGUUGGGCCUAAUUUGUCAUGCUUGGAUUUGCUUAAUGUUUGGAUUAUAGGUUAUCUUGAUGUUUCCUCUAUAUGAAUUGCCUGAUUGCUUCUUAUAUUGUUGACUUUUUUAUGUUGCUCCCUUCUUCGAUAGUAGUUUAUGUGAAAGGUAAUUGCAGAGGAAAUAUCAGUGUUAAUAAGUUAGAUAUCAUUUUGCAAAUUUAAACUUUUGCUUCUUGAUUGACUUGGAAGACCUUAGCUUUCAUGAAAAUGCCAUAUUUUCUUUUGAUCCACUAGCUCUUCUUGCUCUAUGAAUGUAUUAUGCCGUGCUCUAAUAGUCACUACUCUUAGUCUUCACACUUUAUAUGAGUGAUGGCAGUUAGUAAAAACAUGUUCUAGUCUAGUCUUUGCAACCAGAAACCUUUGUUAAAGUUGACCUUAUUGAUUAUCAAUAUGUUUUCAAAAAUGAAUGUAACAAUAUAAAGUUUUGCCUAGUUAUAUUAAUAGGUAUGAUGAUUGCUGUAUUUGCUCUGGUUUCAAUUUUAGUUUUAUAGUAGCUUAUACUUAUGUUUGUAUUGUCCUUUAUUCUGACAUAUCUUAAUAAUCAUUCCAUUUAGCUAUUUAUGGAAUACAUAUCUCUUUCAUUUUACAAAGAAUUAUGGAACUUUUUACUGCUUCAAAUAAGAUUUUUUUCAAAUAUUGUGAGCAUGUUAAAACUUGAAGCAUUUUGCUGUGCCUUGUCCAAGCAUAUAUUGCUAAGGUUUAAAUCUGAAAAUAUCUUCAGCUUUUUGGCAUUGGUAUUUGGGAUGUUUUGGUUUUUUACCUGUGAUACUUCUUGAACAUUAUAUUUCAAGUUGAGGUUAUUGAAUGUCUACUACACUGCUUUUUCUGUUAGUUUUUUAUAUAGGAAUAUAAGUAUGUUGGCUAGCAACUUAAGUUGGAGAGUAAGGUUGAUAAUUUUGGAAACAUUACUGCUUAAAAUUGAUGGUUUUGCUUAAGAUUGGGGUGAUUGAAACUAGUUUCUUUUGUUGAGAUGUUGGCUUUGCUUUUUUAUUUCUGCAUAAUAACCUAAUUAUAGGAUAUUGUUACCAUUACUGCUGAGAAACUUGGAAUCAAGGAUCCCAAAUUAACUUAGAUCAUAUUAUUCUUUACUUACGUUUUGGAUCAUUACAAGUGGGGCUGUCCAAGUCAAGUCCUAGUAAAUGUGCAUAGACAUAAAGGAGAUUCAUUAUCUAGGGUUGAGUUAAGCUUAGUAAGAAGUGUGCUGGUAUUGGUAUAUCAGUGAGUUGGUUGAGUUCUCUAUAGGAAUGAGUUGUACUAGGCAAGUUUCUAUGGCUGUUGAGAAGCACUAAAGUGAUCAUACUGUUUUAUUUACAAGGUCUUUUAACCUCUUUUUCCCAUUAUGAUAAUGCAUGCUUACUUGCUUUUUAAGUUUUAUUUUGAUCAGUACUUUGAGCUAGUUUUAUUUCUGUUCAUGUAUAAAAUUUGAGGAUUUGGACUGUGUUUUAAAUUUGCAAAAAUCUACUGGAAUAGCAGCUGUUUUGGUUGAUCUGGACUGAUAAAUGAAUUUCUGGCCAAUGCACCCCUAAGAGAAAAUUAUUGUCUAUGAUUUUCAACAUAACUUUGAUACAACCAGACAUCUUGGCUUAUGUACCAGUUUUAUGUAUGAAAAUUGUCUGUUUAAGUCAAGAAUUGUACUGAUGCUGGUAUUUUACUUGUUCAAAUUCAUAAUUCAUUUAUCUUGGGAGCAAGAAGAAUGACAAUGUUGAAUUCUUAACAAAAAAGCAUGCAAAGCUAUUUCAAUAAGAUACAAACAAGUUAUCUAUUGUUUCUUAGUUCUCUAUGGAGAUGGAAUGGUGGUUGAUUGGGUUUUUACAAGCAUUAUUAGUUUGUCACUAUAAACCGACCUAUGCUAUUAGGUUUGUUUUGAUUCAUAAUAUGCAUAAUCGAAAUUAUCCACACCAGAUUAUAUAUUUCAUUAAAUUUAAUAUUCAUAAUAAAAAGUAACGUCAGCCUCUGUACUACUUUUCUGUUAAGUUUGAUUUUGAUCAGUAGUUAUUUUAAGCUAAGUUUAUUUGGCCGACAAAAAUAUGCUAGCAUCCUUUAUCUGUAAGUAUUUGCUCUAUGUUCCAUUUGUGUCUGUCUAUACUCUAUAUACAAAAAACAGAUCAAUCUUAUUGUGAGGUACUGUCCAAGGAAAAGGUUACUUCCGGAUCAGGGAUAAUAAAUAAAAUUGAAACAAGAUAAAAUCGUAUAUCGAAACGACUUCUGGCAUCACCGAAAGGAUCGAAACCACAUUCGUAGGCCGACAAUUUUUCUGGAUAGGUCGAACUAUUGGAAGCAAAU